AUGGGAGCUGGCUGCUCAUCCUCCUCUUCUUCUUCUUCACUCUCCUCCUUUACUUUACCCACUAAUAAAAAUAAUAAAAAUUCCUCCACUUUCCAUCACAACCUCAAGUCACCAUCUUUUAAUUCCUUUCUUUCACCUCCUUUAUUAUCAUUAUUCACUCCCACUUAUUCUUCCCAUCCCCACAAAUCUUUUUCAAUGAAUUCAGCAGCCCCUCCUAAAUGCACUUCAAAUAUUAUUCUUAAUAUUCAUGAAGAAAAAGAAAAACCCACUUCUAAUCUUCACUCAAUUGAUCAAGAUUUACUUCAAAAGUUGGUUCAUGAUGCUCUUGUUUGGACUUCCCUUCAUGGCCUUGUUGUUGGUGAUAGGAACUUUGAGAGAUCAGGAUCAGUGCCUGGAGUGGGAAUGGUUCAUGCCCCUGUUGCUUUAUUACCGAAUUCAUUUCCGGAGAGUCAUUGGAAUCAAGCUUGUGAAUUGGCUCCCAUUUUUAACGAGCUAGUUGACCGUGUGAGUUUGGAUGGCAAGUUUUUACAAGAUACCCUUUCAAGAACGAAGAAAGUGGAUGUCUUUACCUCCAGACUAUUAGAUAUACACUCUAAGAUGAUAGAAAUCGGCAAAAAGGAGGAUAUUCGCUUGGGACUACACCGCUCUGAUUAUAUGCUUGACGAGAAAACAAAUAUACUUCUCCAGAUAGAAUUGAACACAAUUUCAUGUUCAUUCUCUGGGUUAAGUUGUCUAGUCACUGAGCUUCAUAGGAGCUUACUAUCUCAUUAUAAAAAACCUCUUGGGCUUGAUUCCCGGAGAAUUCCAACGAACACUUCAACAAGUAAGUUUGCAGAGGUGUUGGCGAAGGCAUGGACAGAGUAUAACAAUCCAGGUGCAGUUGUCAUGGUUGUGGUUCAACCUGGAGAACGAAACAUGUAUGACCAAUAUUGGCUGAGUACAACCCUCAAUGAAAAACAUAAUGUUACAACCAUUCGGAAGACACUGGCUGAAAUUGAUGCACAAGGGACGAUUCUUCAGGAUGGAACUCUGUCAGUGGACGGGGAAACUGUUGCAGUCAUAUAUUUUAGAGCUGGAUAUGCACCUACUGAUUAUCCAUCUGAAGCAGAGUGGAAAGCUAGGCUAUUGAUGGAGGAGUCUUCAGCUAUUAAGUGUCCUUCAAUCUCUUAUCAUCUAACUGGCACUAAGAAAGUUCAGCAGGAGCUUGCAAAACCGAAUGUGCUUGAGAGGUUUUUGGAAAACAAAGAUGAUAUUGUGAAGCUUCGGAAAUGCUUUGCUGGAUUGUGGAGUCUGGAUGAUUCAGAUGCAGUCAAAAAUGCUAUUGAGCAGCCAGGGGCGUAUGUCAUGAAGCCGCAAAGAGAAGGCGGAGGUAACAACAUUUACGGAGACGAUGUAAGCGAAACACUUCUAAGAAUGCAGAAGGAAGGGUCUGAAGAAGAAGCAGCUUACAUUUUAAUGCAAAGAAUUUUCCCGACUGUUUUUCCAACAAUUCUUGUACGGGAUGGCAUCUCCUAUAAAGAACAUGCCAUAUCUGAACUUGGGAUAUUCAGUGCGUAUUUAAGAAACAAAGAGGAAGUGAUUAGUAAUGAGCAAUGUGGUUACCUGAUGCGUACCAAAGUUUCUUCGUCUAAUGAGGGUGGCGUUGCUGCUGGUUUUGCAGUUUUGGACAGUUUAUAUUUGACUUAACUUCUGAUUAUGCAAGGAUUACCGAUCAUUACUCCAUAAUAAUGUGGCUGGGCCAAAAGCUAAUCACUAAAUGGUAUCCUUUUGAGCAUUUUUUGCUUGAUAGGUUGCAACAUCUGUAAUAUGUUUUCCAUUUUUAUGUUAGAUCUAUAAACAUUUGUUGUAAAGUGACCCAAAUAUUAUGUGUUAUAUGUGUGUCAAUGUGUUGCUCUUCAA
Molecule: messenger RNA, 1899 nt
Organism: Erigeron canadensis
Lineage: Eukaryota; Viridiplantae; Streptophyta; Magnoliopsida; Asterales; Asteraceae
Product: glutathione synthetase, chloroplastic-like
Exons: 12
Coding region: 1-1686 (561 amino acids)
Biological process (GO): glutathione biosynthetic process
Cellular component (GO): cytosol
Molecular function (GO): glutathione synthase activity; ATP binding; glutathione binding
Source: RefSeq, a predicted model, not a curated record